Messenger RNA from Gambusia affinis (western mosquitofish), 1053 nucleotides. RefSeq names its product transmembrane protein 235b (gene tmem235b). The record is from RefSeq and is a predicted model, not a curated record. Gene Ontology annotation, cellular component: apical plasma membrane. NCBI's taxonomy places the organism in Eukaryota, Metazoa, Chordata, Actinopteri, Cyprinodontiformes, Poeciliidae.
AUGCCAGAAUUUUCUUACAGUCGUUCGGAAAUAUAUCUGGGUUUUUUUGUUUUUCUUUUCCUGAACGCUCUCGUGCGUUGCAGAGACGGUGGGAAGCUUUGGAUCACCGCCGGGGACUCCGCGUUACGCACGAAGCCGAGCCUUCAGCCGCGCACCAUGAAGGUAACCUUUGGCGCUCUGGUCAUCACUGCCGGGGUCUGCGGCGUUCUCAGCUUCGCCUUUCUGGCGACUUCCCUCGCAACCGAUUAUUGGUACAUCAUAGAGAUGAACUCGAUGAACGCGACCGAGUCUGAGGACAUGAGCUCUCACUCAGGAUUGUGGCGCAUCCACGAAGGAGGGAAGAUUCAUCCUGACUCCAUUGAUUCAUUUGCAGCCGAUUCCUCCAAAUACACUGAGACCGAACUGCGCAUGCUGAACAUGCACAGAGUCAUCGUGGUGAUGCUGCCGCUCAGCCUGGUUCUCCUGUUGUUUGGGGGAAUCUGCGGACUGGUCAGCGCCCUGGCUCGGAGCCCCGUCCUGCUCACCGGCACGGCCUGUUACUUCUUCAUCAGCAGCCUGCUGACUCUUUGCGGUGCGAGUCUCUACAUCGUCUACUCCUACCAAGCGCUGGCGGAGACGAAGCGCCUGGUGGGGCCUGAGGGCCUGGCCUACAUCCACACCUCCUUCGGCUGGUCUCUGGGCCUCGCCUGGCUCUCCUACGGCCUGGAGCUGCUCGCCGGAACUCUGCUGCUCAUAGCCGCACAAAUGGCCAGGAUACGGCAGAGAGGGCCCAGUAAGGCCUGACGCUGCCCGCCACGCCGAUCCCCGAACGUCCCAAACACAAACUGAAGCGACAACGGUGUGGACAACUUGCAUUUUAUUAUUUUAUUUUUUUUCCAGGUGGGGCAAGAAUUUCACUGGGACAGUGACUGAGGUGUGAACAAUUGUGCCCCCUUGUGGUGUGUACUGAGGUCCCUUCUCAUUUUGGAGUUGUUGAUAAUGGUGUUUUAUUUGAGUAUAUAUGUAAAAAGUUAAAUCUGUAAAGUUGUCCACUCUGCAAACCUUCCCUCUGUU